This is a messenger RNA of Anopheles nili, 4554 nucleotides long. It is a transcript of the gene MRP, whose product is annotated as multidrug resistance-associated protein 1. The transcript is spliced from 14 exons. Gene Ontology annotation, molecular function: ATP binding; ATP hydrolysis activity; ABC-type transporter activity. Bases 1 to 4554 code for a protein of 1517 amino acids. Lineage: Eukaryota; Metazoa; Arthropoda; Insecta; Diptera; Culicidae. Gene Ontology annotation, cellular component: membrane. Gene Ontology annotation, biological process: transmembrane transport. The record is from RefSeq and is a predicted model, not a curated record.
AUGGAGACUCAUCCGAUGGAUGACUUCUGCGGGUCCAGAUUUUGGGAUUUAAAUCUCACCUGGUAUACGGAUGAUCCGGAUCUUACGCCAUGCUUCCAACAUACCGUCCUGGUUUGGGCACCGUGUGCGUUUCUGUGGGUUUUCUCGCUCUUGGAACUAUUCUACCUCAGGAAAAGUGCGAACAAAGAUGUACCGUGGAGUUUUGUUAAUGUAUCCAAGCUGAUCCUCAUCGGCUCCUUGGCAGUACUCACCAUCAUAGAUCUCGUAAAGGCAAUCUCAACCGAUGGAGUAUCGGCACCGGUUUAUUACUAUACACCAGUUAUAAAAAUUGCAACUUUCAUAUUCGCUGGUGUUCUGGUAUACCUCAACAAGCACUACGGCAUGCGAACGUCCGGACUGCUCUUUCUGUUUUGGUUCUUGUUGACUCUCUGCAGCAUUCCGCGGAUCCGCACUGAAAUACGAGCUCACGAAGCACGCCUAGUGGAAGAUACGUGGGCUGAAUAUCAGCUGAUCAGCUUUAUAACAUUUUUCUCGUUGACGUGCCUCAUGUUUCUGUUGAAUUUUUUUAUCGACAAACCACCGCGCCAAUCGAAGUAUAAAAUCACCGAUAAGGAUUGCCCAGAGCUGUCUGCUAGCUUCCCUUCGCGCAUCUUUUUUGCUUGGUUCGAUCGAUUGGCCUGGGUUGGAUUCAGAAAACCGCUAGAGGUGGAAGAUCUUUGGAAAAUGAAACCAGAAGACUCUUCGAAUGAAGUAUCGCCGGCUUUUCUCCAUCACUGGAACAAGACACUGGAAAAGACUUAUCAAUCGCGAGAAACCAGUAAUGACGUCACGUUUAAGAAACUGGGUAACUCGGCUCGAGUUGAUUUUCGAACCACAAAGAGCAAGAGUAUUGCUUCGAUUCUACCGGCACUGAUCAAGACGUUCGGUGGUACUUUCCUUUUGGGAUCGUUUCUUAAACUCGGUCAAGAUUUACUUACGUUUGCUUCACCUCAAAUUCUAAAGCUCAUUAUUGAUUUCGUCAGCGGUGACGAACCGAUGUGGAAAGGAUUACUAUAUGCGAUUACAUUAUUUGUCGUAGCCGGAACGCAGACACUUUUGCUGGGACAGUACUUUAAUCGAAUGUUUUUCGUCGGGCUCCGUAUCCGUACAGCUUUGAUCAGUGCAAUUUAUCGGAAAGCACUCAUCAUCUCUAAUAGCGCGAGAAAAGGAUCGACCGUAGGUGAAAUUGUUAAUUUGAUGGCCGUGGAUGCACAGCGCUUCAUGGAUCUAACAACCUACAUCAACAUGAUCUGGAGUGCCCCACUGCAGAUCGGACUUGCACUGUAUUUCUUAUGGCAAAUUUUGGGUCCAUCAGUGUUGGCCGGAUUGGCUGUGAUGAUUAUUCUCAUUCCAGUGAACGGUGUUAUUGCUAACAUGAUUAAGACUCUUCAGAUCAAGCAAAUGAAAAACAAGGAUGAACGUGUAAAAUUGAUGAACGAGGUGCUCAGUGGAAUUAAAGUACUGAAAUUGUAUGCUUGGGAACCGAGCUUUGAACAACAAAUUUUAAAAAUUCGUGACAAGGAAGUAAAGGUGCUUAAAUCGGCCGCAUACCUUAACGCUGGAACAUCGUUUAUUUGGUCGUGCGCUCCGUUUUUGGUGUCGUUGGUCACUUUUGCCACCUACGUGCUGGUGGAUGAGAAUAACGUACUGAAUGCAAGCACUGCUUUCGUUUCACUAUCGCUUUUCAACAUUCUACGAUUUCCUCUGUCAAUGUUACCCAUGCUCAUCUCUAAUAUGGUGCAAACUAGUGUUUCUGUGAAACGUAUUAACACUUUCCUGAAUCAGGAAGAGCUUGACCCUGACAAUGUACAACACGAUGAAAAAGAAUCUUCUCCCUUGUUGGUGGAGAAUGGAGUAUUUUCUUGGGGGGGUGAAGAAACAACUCUAAAGAACAUCAACAUUAGAGUAGAGAAAAAUCAAAUAGUGGCCGUAGUUGGCACGGUCGGUUCUGGUAAAAGCUCUCUGCUAUCAGCAUUCCUCGGUGAAAUGGAUAAAAUAUCAGGACGCGUGAAUACACUCGGCCGCAUCGCAUAUGUUAGUCAGCAAGCAUGGAUUCAAAACGCAACCCUGAAGGACAACAUCCUUUUCGGAAAGCCGAUGGAUCAGAGACGGUACAAUCGCGUGAUAGAAGCUUGUGCAUUGAAACCAGACAUCGAAAUGUUACCCGGUGGUGAUUUGACGGAGAUUGGCGAAAAGGGUAUUAAUCUGUCCGGCGGUCAGAAGCAGCGGGUGUCACUAGCGCGGGCCGUUUAUAAUGAUGCCGACGUGUACUUCUUGGACGAUCCGCUGAGCGCGGUUGAUUCGCACGUAGGUAAGCACAUCUUUGAGCAGGUUAUCGGUUCUACCGGUCUGCUGGCGAAGAAGACCCGAGUACUGGUGACGCACGGCAUCACUUAUCUGCCCAACACGGACAAGAUCUACGUACUGCGUGAAGGCGAAGUCUCGGAAAGCGGUACCUACCAAGAGUUGAUGGAUAAGAAAGGGUCGUUCGCGGAGUUCCUCAUUCAGCACCUGCAGGAGGUGAACGAAGAGGAGGAGGAUUUGGAUGAGAUAAAGCAGCAGCUAGAAAACAGUGCUGGAGGAGAGGAACUACUAAAUCAGUUGAAGCGCACCAACAGCAAACGAUCACGCAAUGAAAGUACUUCGGAAACGGGCUCGGUGAAAGAUUUCACACGUCAAAAUUCUUCAGAUAGUAACUCCAGCUUACGCCGCAGAACUUCUGAAAAGACUCCGGAAGCACCAAAAACGAAGUUGAUCGAACAGGAAAAAUCUGAAACUGGCAGUGUCAAAUGGGACGUAUACAAGCAUUACCUCAAGAGUAUCGGUUUAACUCUGUCAGUAGCGACUGUAAUUUUAAAUAUGAUUUUCCAAGGAUUCUCUAUUGGCUCAAACCUUUGGUUAUCACGCUGGUCCACUGAUGAAUCAGCUGAGAAUGAUACUAGUGUUCGAGAUAUGUAUCUUGGUGUUUACGGUGCCUUUGGAGCUGGUCAAGUGUUGAGCACCUUCCUGUCGACACUGUUCCUUUACAUUGGCGCAUUGGAAGCAUCCAAGACACUGCACAGAACAUUGUUGCGGAGUGUGGUGGGGGCACCGUUAACGUCCUUUUUCGACAUCACGCCAAUCGGCCGAAUUCUGAAUCGGUUCAGCAAGGAUAUCGACACGACGGAUUCCGAUCUGCCGGCAACGCUGCGCGCCUGGAGUGCCUGUUUUUUCGGGGUUGUCGCAACACUGGUAGUGAUCUGUAUUUCGACGCCGAUAUUCGCCGCGGUGAUCGUACCGAUUGGCAUUUUGUAUUACGGUGUGCAGCGCUUCUACGUAGCCACUUCACGUCAGUUAAAACGUUUGGAGUCGGUAUCACGUUCACCGAUCUAUUCCCACUUUGGUGAAACUAUCCAAGGAGUACAAACAAUCCGAGCCUACAGUGUGCAAGAUAGAUUCAUCACGGAAUCGGACGAACGGGUGGACGCAAAUCAACUGUGCUACUGCCCGAGCAUUAUCGCCAACCGAUGGCUCGCAGUGCGGCUAGAAAUGGUCGGCAACUUGAUCAUUCUGUUCGCAGCUCUAUUUGCCGUGCUUGGCCGCGAAACGAUGAACGCUGGGUUGGUCGGUUUGUCCGUUUCGUAUGCGCUUCAGAUCACACAAACGCUGAACUGGCUCGUCCGCAUGACGUCUGACGUCGAAACCAACAUCGUAGCGGUGGAACGUAUCAAGGAAUACGGUGAAACGAAGCAGGAAGCUGCCUGGGAGGUUCCGAACAGCACGCUUCCCCGGGACUGGCCCGAACAAGGUCAGGUUGAGUUCCGCGAUUUUCAAGUACGCUACCGUGAAGGGUUAGAGCUAGUGCUUCGAGGCAUCUCGUUCACGGUGAAAGGCGGUGAGAAGGUCGGCAUCGUUGGUCGCACAGGAGCAGGGAAAUCAAGUCUCACGCUAGCGCUGUUUCGCAUUAUCGAGUCUGCCGGGGGAUCGAUCGUUAUUGAUGGACAGGACAUUUCCCAGCUCGGUUUACACGCGCUCAGAUCCCGACUGACGAUCAUUCCCCAGGAUCCUGUCCUAUUCUCCGGCACGCUUCGUAUUAAUCUAGACCCGUUCGAUACGCACUCUGACGAAGAAAUCUGGAAAGCGCUGGAGCAUGCUCAUUUGAAAUCGUUUGUGAAGGGAUUGACGGCGGGAAUCAAUCACGAAGUUACCGAAGGAGGAGAGAAUUUGUCCGUUGGACAAAGGCAGUUGAUAUGUUUGGCCCGUGCGCUGUUGCGAAAGACCAAGGUGCUCAUUCUAGACGAAGCAACUGCGGCAGUUGAUUUAGAAACGGACGACCUAAUCCAGCGUACCAUUCGUACGGAGUUCAAGGAUUGCACCGUACUGACAAUCGCUCACCGUCUCAACACGAUCAUGGACUCGGAUAAGGUGAUCGUGCUCGAUAAGGGCCAGAUCGUGGAAUUUGCAGCACCGGCCGAAUUAUUGCAGCAGAAGAACUCUUCCUUCUACAGUAUGGCUAAGGAUGCCGGGUUGGUGUAA